This is a messenger RNA of Arachis ipaensis, 716 nucleotides long. NCBI's taxonomy places the organism in Eukaryota, Viridiplantae, Streptophyta, Magnoliopsida, Fabales, Fabaceae. The record is from RefSeq and is a predicted model, not a curated record.
AGAGAAUAGCAUCGACGUAAUCAAUCAUGUUUGAUGUUGUUAGGCGAAGAGUUGCUUCUAGCUGCUCAUUUCAAAUGUUUUUAGGUCGAUUCUUGCAGAAGAAAUUUCGAUAUGGUUCUUCACUUAGUAGAAUUUCUUCCAUUAAGAUCGCACUGCAUUCUGGUGGAUGUGGAAGUGUUCAGAAUUUUUACCAUAGAAGUUCACUUGGGUGUUGUUGGCUUAAUCUAAAGACUUUAAGAGAGAUUUCACAUCAUGAGGCAAGAAUGCAAACAAUAACAAAACAAUUUUCUACAAACAGUGAAGAAGAUGUGGUUGAUGUUUUGGUCCCUCCAUUGGCAGAAUCUAUUUCUGAUGGAACUUUAGCCAAGUUCUUAAAGAAUCCAGGUGAUAGUGUUAGUGUUGAUGAAACAAUAGCUCAAAUAGAAACAGAUAAGGUUACAAUUGAUGUUCCUAGUCCAACAACAGGCAUAAUUCUAAAGCUUGUAGUCAACGAAGGUGAUACAGUUAAACCAGGUCACAAGAGUGAAUCCGAAGAAGAUUCUCCUCAACCAGGCCAAAAGAUCAGUGAGAAGAAAAAAGCACCUAAUGUUGAGGCUACACCUAAAAGAAUUGAGACUUCAGUUACCACUAAGGAAAGUCCUAAAGCAAACAUUGCUCCACAACUUCCACCCAACAAAGGAGAAAGACGAGUAAGUGAUAAUUAUUCUUAUUAUUAA